This is a messenger RNA of Symsagittifera roscoffensis, 692 nucleotides long. Its product is annotated as acetylcholine receptor subunit alpha-L1-like. Gene Ontology annotation, biological process: regulation of membrane potential; chemical synaptic transmission; signal transduction. Gene Ontology annotation, molecular function: transmitter-gated monoatomic ion channel activity involved in regulation of postsynaptic membrane potential; transmembrane signaling receptor activity; excitatory extracellular ligand-gated monoatomic ion channel activity. Gene Ontology annotation, cellular component: neuron projection; plasma membrane; synapse. Lineage: Eukaryota; Metazoa; Xenacoelomorpha; Acoela; Convolutidae. The record is from RefSeq and is a predicted model, not a curated record.
GGACCUGGUGUCCACUUCACUCGAGUAUGAGACCAGAUCAGCAGUGCACGAUGUGGCUAAAGAGUUUGAUGUCAUGGUCUACACUCUCACUCUGAGCAGGAAGCCAGCCUUCUUCGUCUACACUCUCGUAGUCCCAUGUCUCAUGCUCACUCUGCUGGUGGUUUUGUCGAUCUACCUGCCAGUGGACAGUGGGGAGAAGAUGGGUCUGGGGAUGACCAUCAUGCUGGCUCAAGUGGUCAACCUCUUCAUCCUCUCAGGCCUCAUCCCCACCUCCUCCCAACAUUUCCCCAGACUAGGAUAUUAUUUUCUGGUGACGAUUGGGCUGAUAGCACUGUCUCUGCUGUACAAUGUCAUCAACAUCAACAUGUACUACUACAGCUACUCUAAAAUCUUUCAAGUGUUCUUCCGCAAACAAAAUGAUCAAAACGAUGAAAACUCUGGGAUAAUGAGAGAGCCCAAAUCUACUGAAGAGGCCAUUGGACUUCUGAGUCAGCUGGUGGGUGAACUGGACGAGCAGCCGGACAACGGGGAGGAGAGAAGACGCAACAGGUGCAUCGUGCUGGAUCACAUUUUCGGGACCAUCAUGCUGGCUGUCAUCCUCAUCACUACUGGAAUAUUCUUCCUUCCAGAAGCUUGAACUUCAAAUUCAAAUUGUGUUUGAAGUUAAGUCAUUUAAAUAGAUUAAUUUUAAC